Labrus bergylta (ballan wrasse) is the source of this 1453-nucleotide messenger RNA. Lineage: Eukaryota; Metazoa; Chordata; Actinopteri; Labriformes; Labridae. The record is from RefSeq and is a predicted model, not a curated record.
UAGAAAUGGUUGGCGUGAAGCCCAAAGACAUGGUGCCCUCUGGAGCAGUCAAAUUCUUCGGAGCAGGAACUGCUGGCUGCAUAGCUGACCUGAUCACCUUUCCACUGGACACUGCCAAAGUCAGACUACAGAUCCAGGGGGAGUGUCACGCAGUAGAAGGGUCCAAUGCUGUGAAGUAUCGAGGAGUGUUUGGCACCAUUACCACCAUGGUGCGUACAGAGGGGCCCAGGAGUCUCUACAAUGGACUGGUGGCCGGACUCCAGAGACAGAUGAGCUUCGCCUCUGUCAGGAUAGGCCUUUACGACUCCAUGAAGCAGUUCUACACACGAGGCUCUGACAGUACUGGGAUUGUUACUCGUCUCAUGGCAGGCUGCACCACAGGAGCAAUGGCAGUGGCUUUUGCACAACCGACAGACGUUGUUAAGGUGCGUUUCCAAGCUCAGGUACGACUGGCAGAUGGUGAAAGGAGAUACAACAGCACCUUGGAGGCCUACAAGACCAUUGCUCGGGAUGAGGGAGUACGUGGGCUUUGGAAAGGUUGUAUGCCAAACAUCACCCGUAAUGCCAUUGUAAACUGUACAGAGCUGGUGACCUAUGACAUGAUCAAGGAACUCAUCCUCAAGUAUGACCUAAUGACAGACAACCUGCCAUGCCACUUCUCUGCUGCCUUCAGUGCUGGCUUCUGCACAACAGUCAUUGCUUCUCCUGUGGAUGUGGUUAAAACGCGGUUCAUGAAUUCAGGGGCUGGUCAGUACAGCAGUGCUAUCAACUGUGCUCUCGCCAUGCUGGGAAAAGAAGGACCUUCUGCCUUCUAUAAAGGGUUCAUGCCGUCUUUCCUACGACUGGGCUCCUGGAACAUUGUGAUGUUUGUGACCUAUGAACAAAUUAAAAGAGGGAUGACCAGAGCACAAAUGUACUGGGAGUCACCAUUUUGACCAAUGACCGUGACAUCAGACACUACUGCACAGAAACAGCUAUCGCAGUUGUGACCAUUAGUGACUCGCAGUUUGGGAGACCGCAGGUUUUGGGAGGAAGCCACAAAUUGUCGACGUCCUGAAUGAACACUGAAUCAAAAUAGACUCUGAGGGCAUUGUUGUAGUACCUUAAGUGAUUUAAGCACUCAAGUCAGUAAGUAUUGUAAUACGUAUUCUUGGUUCAGGGGUAAAAGACGGAUGUGUAGGGGUUAUUCCAUAAGAUUUGUUUUAAUCUCUAGUUAACACACUCACUAAAACCUUGGUCAGUAGCUUUGAUGAUCGAUUUCAUGUUUACAAGGAGGAACUGUGAGAUUAUUUGAAUAAUGUUGUGUUAGGGGAAAAGCAAUAGUCAGAUUGAGAUCUGGCAACAAAGACCUAAACUGUGAUGAUUUCUAUGUUCCUUCUGUUGCUUCCUUUAUUGUGAAUCAUGUGAAAUGCUUUACUGUUAGAUUUUAUAGGUUAAUUUAUGCGCUGCUUAU